GAGGCGCGGCCGGCGUCGGUCCCGUCCAGUGCGCGGCGCGGAGCUGAGGGGAGCGGCAGCAGCAGCAGCCAUGGCGGUGAAGGCGCUCAACCCCAAAGCUGAGGUGGCUCGCGCCCAGGCGGCGCUGGCCGUGAACAUCAGCGCGGCCCGCGGGCUGCAGGACGUGCUGAGGACCAACCUGGGCCCCAAGGGCACCAUGAAGAUGCUGGUUUCGGGCGCCGGAGACAUCAAGCUGACCAAAGAUGGCAACGUGCUCCUGCAGGAAAUGCAAAUACAACACCCCACAGCCUCCUUGAUAGCAAAAGUAGCGACAGCACAAGAUGACAUCACUGGAGAUGGCACCACCUCAAACGUCUUGAUCAUUGGAGAGCUCCUAAAGCAGGCAGAUCUCUAUAUUUCUGAGGGCUUGCACCCUAGAAUAGUAGCAGAAGGAUUUGAGAUUGCAAAGGAAAAAGCACUUGAAGUCUUGGAGCAGGUCAAAGUGACCAAGGAAAUGGACAGGGAGACCCUUAUAGAUGUUGCUAGAACAUCCCUCCGGACUAAAGUUCACACUGAACUUGCUGACAUCUUAACAGAGGCAAGUGGUACAUGUGUUUCCAGCCCCUUCUCAUGUAAAGAUGUCCAGGUUUUAAGCUGCUGUGGUUAUUCCUUGGGCAGAUGGUGGAUAGGAGGAUGCAAGCUUGCACUUGGAAAGACUAAUGGCCCUUCUGGGGAUUUUCUUUUCUCCUCUCUAUUCCAGGCUGUAGUAGAUUCUGUUUUGGCAGUCAGAAAACAAGAUGAGCCUAUUGACCUCCACAUGGUAGAGAUUAUGGAGAUGAAACACAAAUCAGAAACUGACACAGCGCUGAUUAGGGGGCUGGUUUUGGAUCAUGGUGCUCGCCAUCCUGACAUGAAGAAAAGAGUGGAAGAUGCCUAUGUUCUUACUUGCAACGUAUCUCUAGAAUACGAGAAAACAGAAGUGAGCUCUGGAUUCUUCUACAAAAGUGCAGAAGAGAGAGAGAAGCUAGUAAAAGCAGAAAGAAAGUUCAUUGAAGACAGGGUGAACAAAAUCAUAGACUUGAAAAGAAGAGUCUGUGGUGAUUCAGAUAAAGGAUUUGUUGUGAUCAACCAGAAGGGAAUUGACCCAUUUUCCUUGGAUGCACUUGCAAAAGAAGGAAUAGUUGCUUUGCGCAGAGCUAAAAGGAGGAACAUGGAAAGACUGACCCUGGCGUGCGGCGGUACUGCUAUGAACUCCGUGGAGGAUCUCACCCCUGACUGCCUGGGCCAUGCAGGCCUCGUCUAUGAAUAUACACUGGGUGAAGAGAAGUACACCUUUAUUGAGAAGUGUGACAACCCCCGCUCUGUUACCCUGUUGAUCAGGGGACCGAAUAAGCACACGCUUACACAGAUCAAGGAUGCAGUAAGAGAUGGUCUGCGUGCUGUUAAAAAUGCUGUCGAGGAUGGGUGUGUGGUUCCAGGAGCAGGUGCGCUGGAAGUGGCAGUAGCUAACGCACUUGUUAAGCAUAAACCUAACGUCAAAGGAAGAGCCCAGCUUGGAGUUCAAGCUUUUGCUGAUGCUCUGCUCAUCAUUCCUAAGGUUCUCGCUCAGAACUCUGGUUACGAUCCCCAGGAAACACUAGUGAAGGUUCAGACAGAACACGCAGAAUCAGGGCAGCUCACUGGAGUUGAUUUGAACACUGGUGAACCAAUGGUAGCUGCAGCAGCUGGAAUCUGGGAUAACUACAACGUCAAAAAGCAACUGCUUCAUUCUUGCACGGUGAUUGCUAGCAACAUUCUCUUGGUGGAUGAAAUCAUGCGAGCAGGAAUGUCGUCUCUUAAAGGCUGAACUGGAUCUGCUGGCAGGGAUGGAGGUCAGCCCCAGUAGUGCCCCAUGGGAUCUCUUCAGGAUAUCCACCCGAAGGUGCUCUUUUCUUAGCCAUGGUGGAUUUUCCCAGCAACGGAAGUCACUCUGCUGUAAUGAGCAGUACUCUUUGGUAAACGCGGCCACUCAAAAUGUUAGCAACUAUUCCAAUAUUCGGUUCUAAAAAUCAGUUAUUUAUUUUUGACUUCUCUGAAGUGUACAAUUGAAGUUGCUGUCCUUUUUACCCAAUAAACUGUUAUGUUCUGUGC
Cygnus atratus (black swan) is the source of this 2109-nucleotide messenger RNA. RefSeq names its product chaperonin containing TCP1 subunit 6A (gene CCT6A). The record is from RefSeq and is a predicted model, not a curated record. Gene Ontology annotation, biological process: protein folding. NCBI's taxonomy places the organism in Eukaryota, Metazoa, Chordata, Aves, Anseriformes, Anatidae. Gene Ontology annotation, molecular function: ATP binding; ATP-dependent protein folding chaperone; ATP hydrolysis activity. Gene Ontology annotation, cellular component: chaperonin-containing T-complex. The transcript has 13 exons. Bases 71 to 1825 code for a protein of 584 amino acids.